Manihot esculenta (cassava) is the source of this 1287-nucleotide messenger RNA. RefSeq names its product ER lumen protein-retaining receptor erd-2.2. Gene Ontology annotation, cellular component: membrane. The transcript is spliced from 6 exons. Gene Ontology annotation, molecular function: ER lumen protein retrieval receptor activity. Gene Ontology annotation, biological process: protein retention in ER lumen. The coding region runs from base 217 to 1035 and encodes 272 amino acids. Lineage: Eukaryota; Viridiplantae; Streptophyta; Magnoliopsida; Malpighiales; Euphorbiaceae. The record is from RefSeq and is a predicted model, not a curated record.
AAUCAUGGCUUUCUUAUCCGGACACGUUUAACCCAUCGAACCCGCCCUAAACCCUCGGUCUACGGCAUUUCAUCUCAAAGCAAUCUAUUGUCUUAAAUUAAUAAACAAUUCACACGACCCAAUAAGAGAUUCUCUUCCUCGCUUCUUCUACAUAUAAAUUCAACCCUCUUUUCCCUCAACUUUUAUCUUUUCCGGUGAAACCAAUCAGCUUCUCCGAUGAGGCCGCAUAAAAGGCCGAUCCACGCUGUCACGACAUGGGUGCGACGACAGCCGCCCAAGGUCAAGGCUUUUUUGGCGGUUGUGUCUGGGAUGGCUGCUCUCGUCUUGCUCAGAUUCAUUGUACAUGAUCAUGACAAUCUCUUCGUCGCUGCCGAAGCUGUGCACUCUCUCGGGAUCAGUGUCCUUAUAUACAAGCUCAUGAAGGAGAAGACUUGCGCUGGACUAUCACUGAAGUCCCAGGAAUUGACAGCUAUGUUUUUAGCUGUCAGGUUGUAUUGCAGCUUUGUGAUGGAAUAUGAUAUACAUACCUUACUUGAUUUGGCUACAUUGGCAACGACUCUGUGGGUUAUUUAUAUGAUCCGUUUCAAAUUGAGGGCUAGUUAUAUGGAGGACAAAGAUAACUUUGCAAUAUAUUAUGUGGCGUUACCCUGUGCUAUUCUAGCAUUGUUUAUUCAUCCAUCAACAUCUCAUAAUCUAUUGAACAGGAUUUUAUGGGCAUUCUGUGUAUACCUGGAAGCUGUCUCAGUACUACCACAGCUGCGGGUCAUGCAGAAUACAAAGAUAGUUGAACCAUUCACUGCACAUUAUGUAUUUGCAUUGGGUGUUGCAAGGUUCUUGAGUUGUGCCCAUUGGGUUCUCCAGGUUUUAGAUAGUCGUGGGCACUUGCUGGUGGCCUUGGGGUAUGGAUUAUGGCCUUCUAUGGUUCUUAUCUCAGAAAUUGUCCAGACUUUCAUCUUAGCAGACUUUUGUUAUUAUUACAUCAAAAGUGUGUUUGGAGGACAGCUUGUUCUCCGCCUGCCCUCAGGAGUUGUGUGAGUGAAGAUCCUGGUGUGCUCCUUGAACAACAUUGCUUUUGAAGAUUAAUGUUUUUAGGCAAUGUUGUUGCAAAAUUUUUUUUCCCCAUACAGGUUUCUCCCCUCGCUGUUACAACUGGAAGUAAAGUAGGCCGUUUGUAAAUUUGGGGAUGCAAAAACUCUGCUCCGAUGAAUAUGAUUGAUAUUUGGAAAACAUAAUUUUGAUAGUUGGAUUACUUAUUUUGUCAAUGGCAAUGCUGAUCCUUUUACUGAA